Nycticebus coucang (slow loris) is the source of this 2063-nucleotide messenger RNA. RefSeq names its product low affinity immunoglobulin gamma Fc region receptor III-A-like. Gene Ontology annotation, molecular function: transmembrane signaling receptor activity. The transcript has 5 exons. Gene Ontology annotation, biological process: cell surface receptor signaling pathway; regulation of immune response. The coding region runs from base 97 to 855 and encodes 252 amino acids. NCBI's taxonomy places the organism in Eukaryota, Metazoa, Chordata, Mammalia, Primates, Lorisidae. The record is from RefSeq and is a predicted model, not a curated record.
CUUGGGGAAAGACCGUUUACUUCCUGUUUUCUGGUCAGCUGGGUCCCUUUAGGUGCCCAGAUGUCUUCAGUGACUUACACACUCUAGUGCAGCAUCAUGUGGCAGCUGCUACCACAAACGGCUCUGCUACUUCUUGUUUCAGCUGGCUUGCAGGCUGCAGAUCUUCCAAAGGCUGUGGUGUCCCUAGUUCCUCCAUGGGAUAGGGUGCUCCAGGAAGACAGUGUGACCCUGCAGUGCAAGGGGGAACAUCCACCUGGAAACAAGAGCACAAAGUGGUUUCACAAUGGGAACCUCCUCUCCAACGAGGACUCGAGCUACUUCAUUGCAGAUGCCAGAGUUGAGCACAGUGGAGAGUACAGGUGCCGGACAAACCUCUCCACGCUCAGUGACCCAGUGCAGCUAGAAGUCCAUGAGGGCUGGUUGUUGCUCCAGUCCCUUAAGAGGGAGUACAAGGUGGGGGAGAACAUUCACCUGAGGUGUCACACCUGGAAGAACAAUUUUAUGCACAAGGUCACGUAUUUACAGAACGGCAGAGGCAAAAGGUAUUUCCAUGAAAAUUCUGACCUCCACAUUCAAGAAGCCACAGCUAAUGAUGGUGGCUUAUACUUCUGCAGAGGGCUUAUCGGAAAGAAAAACAUAUCUUCUGAGACGGUGAACAUCACCAUUCGAGGCUCAAUAAGUCCACCUAUCUCAGCACUCCUUCCUUGGCAUCAAGUCACUUUCUUCCUGGUGUUGAUGCUCCUAUUUGCAGUGGACACGGGACUGUAUGUGUCUGUGCAGAGAAACCUUCAAAAUUCAUCGAGGAAUUGGAAGGACCACAAAUUUAAAUGGAACAAGGACCCUCUGAGCAAAUGAUCCCUUAUCUUAUGGGGGUAAUAAGAGCAGUGGCAGCAGCAUCUCUGCACCUUUCUCUGGAUUUGCAACCCCAUCAUCCCCAUUAUGCAUCUUCACGAGCAGCAGGAAAAAUACAACUCAGAGCCUGGGUUGAGAACUCCCCCCCCCCCAAUUCUCUAUUUUCUCUUUAUUUCCAAUGGAAAGGAAAGGCCUAUGAUCUUCAAGUGCCAACAAUGAAGCCCCAGUGAGUAGCUAUAUCCCUAGGAAUUGAAGUGCGAAGGCUACACACUUUCUCUGUCCCAACCAUUCCCUCAUAGCAAAGUUAACAACACAGAAUCUGCCCAGUGACCUUUAAAUGUAUAAGAACUGUUCCUAAAUAAAUAGAUCAGUAAGAUGGUUGAGGCAGAGCCAGUUGGACAGCAGUCUGCAUCUAUUGCUGCAGGGAUGGUUGCCUUCAGGGAAUCCCAAAACACCUUCCAGACAGAAUGUGGGAACUGCUAGGAUUGAAGGGAUUCUGCAGAACCAUUGAAGGGGAUGGCUGAGAAAGAGCAGAGUGGUCAAGGAUAGGCCAGGGGAAGUGCUGCCAUCUGGCCCCAGAGAGAAGACUGUCUUCCUAGAACAUAAGCUAUGGUGGGGGUGACAGAAGAUCACAAGGGUAAUGCAGAAUUCAGUUUUCCAGGGAGUCUCUAUCAGAAUUGGGAUGGUCUGCAAGUAUGGUAAACUCUCUUAGCACUGUGAGUAGAAAAUGGUCCUAGGAAAGGGCCUGGAGAGUGGGGAGAGGGGAUUGGAAAAGAAAGCACAAAACAAAUUAUGUGUCACUGUCCCAGGUUAAGCUAAGUGAACAGAUAGCUCAGCGUCUGAACUAAGAAACUGGUAAGAAAGAGUCGACCACAAACACACAGAAAGGAAUGGUCAGGGGGUGAAAACACGUUAGGCCAGGAAAGUCAGAAUUAGAAACUAUAAAACCAGGUUUUCUGUUUCAGUAUCUAAUUCAAGUACAGCUUUAUUUACUUCAUUUAUCAAACAAAUGUUGGAUAAUCUAUACUAAAUAUAUUGAACUACACUGGGUUGAAUUAUGAAACGUCAAAAUCCCCUCAGCAUGUUAAUACCAAUGGAGUGGGAAUGGAGAAGGCCAACUGCUGCUUGCAGAGGAAAGCUUUAGCCAUCUCCUUCUGUCAUAGAAUUUUUAAAUGGAACAUUUCUUGAUUCCAAUAAAGCAUUUAACAAUA